CGCGGCCGGAGGCGGAUUCCUCAGGUGCUGCCCCUCCCGCUUCCCCAGAACCUCCGCGGCGGGGACCCCCGCGCCCCCUCCCUCCGCCCCGCCUCUCGGCCUCCCGCCGCCUAGGCGCCCGCGAGGGCCCUUCAGGGCUCCCGGCCCUCCUGGAGUGGAGUGAGCGGACGGUUCCCUACCCACCCUCCGAGGACGCCCCCAACCCAGGUUGCAGCCCUCAGCACAGUGUGCCGCGCCUCCAUUUCUAAAUCCGCAGCCUCCGUGACGUGUCCAUACAGAAAGAAUUGACUGGAAGUCUGGAACUGUCAGAAAAUAACUCAAGGCAUAGUUCAGUUGUGAGUUGCAAAAAAUGUUGUCAGAAUCCCUGUCCCCACUCCCUCCUCAGGAAAUCUGACACAAGCUGAACAUGAGCUUUGAUGACUGUCACCAUGGGAAAAGUCAGGAUAUCAUGUGCGGGAGAACCUGGAAGUAUUGAAUGGUAAAAUGGAUACAGUUGUACAAGAACCCAGCUGACAGAUUACGAAGAUGUGUCAAAUACAGUCCUUACCUUUGAUGAACUUAACAGUCAAAUGUGAUUGAACCAGUUAGCUUCAGCCUACAAGUUUUAAAAUCACUUUCUAGACGACAGACAAGACAACUGGGUGUGCACCAGCCUUGAACCUGCAAGCAGAUCCUCCCUUUCCCCAGGAACUCCAGCCUAUGCCAUGGCAGAUUCCCGUCACCCAUCUGCUCCCAGCUGCUGGACCACCUGCACCAACUUCUUGUGCACCCAAAAGGGAAUUCUCCUUUUUGCUCAGAUUAUAAUGUGCGUGUCAAUUCUGACUCUCUUCAGUGCAUCAGCACCAGGAUAUUCCUCUCUGUCGGUGAUUGAAUUGAUCUGCACUUGUAUCUUCUUUGUUGUCUAUAUGUGUGACCUGCACACCAAGAUACAAUUCAUUCAUUGGCCUUGGAGUGACUUCUUCCGAGCCUUUAUAGCAGCCAUCCUCUACCUGAUCACCUCCAUUGUUGUCCUUGUUGAGAGAGGAAGCCGCUCCAGAAUCACUGCAGGGGUACUAGGCCUAAUUGCUGCGAGCCUCUUUGGCUAUGAUGCCUAUGUCACCUUUCCCUUGCGACAAUAAAGAUGUACAGUAGUGUCUACAGACCCUGCUGAUACCAUGA
Phacochoerus africanus (Common warthog) is the source of this 1158-nucleotide messenger RNA. RefSeq names its product proteolipid protein 2-like. Bases 705 to 1118 code for a protein of 137 amino acids. The record is from RefSeq and is a predicted model, not a curated record. Gene Ontology annotation, cellular component: membrane. Lineage: Eukaryota; Metazoa; Chordata; Mammalia; Artiodactyla; Suidae. The transcript has 5 exons.